AUGAUAUGUCAGACUCUAAUUUCAAAGUAUACCUGUCCAGCGUGUUCUCACAAAACCUGCUCUUUAGAGUGCUACCGAACCCAUAAGAGUCGGCAUUCGUGUUCAGGUAAAGUAGAUGUAUCGCGAUUCAUCAAACAAGAUGACUUGGCGUCAGACCCUAUACAUCUAAACAGAGACUACAACCUCUUGCAAAGCUUUGAUAGGGCCAUCGACUUGUCCAAGAAGGAUAUACGUCAGAAUGCACGGAACAUUUUGAAAAGAUCGAGGAAUGAGAUUCAGCAAAGCAGAAAACGAUUCAGAAGACCUGGCGAAGGAGACGACCCUCGCAAGAAACUGGUGUUGAAAGUGUUUCCGCACGAUCCUGCGAUGAUGGUGAAAAGAGAGAAUACCCUCGUGAUACAGGUCCCCAGCGGCAUGCAGCGGGCCUCGUCAAACAAAUCGGGCUACGACAAGAAACUGAACUGUUUUGUGUGGACUAUAGAGUGGAUCUUUGUCGGUAGCAACGGCAAGGAGCUUGCGCUUUUUACGACCUACCGGCUGAAGGAGAAUCUAACCUUGCAAGACCUCGUACCGAAGCACAUUUUGGAUUCCCACGGCAUGAUGAACGGCAAGGAAGGGCUGCAGCUCGGCUUUUACCUCAAAAAUGCUCUUAAUACCCCGAAAAACUCGGUCUUGGUCUUGGAGCCGGGGUCUACUUUGAGCUCCGCGUUGAAGGACAAGAUUGUUUUGGAGUAUCCUACUAUCUACGUGGCAACGGCCGGGGCACAGUUAGAAAGCAUAGUUGUGGACGAAAAACAUGGUUACGAUUUGCGGCAAGAAGACAGCCUGGACGCUAGCUCCUCGGAAUCCUCUUCUUCUUCUUGUUCGUCUACCUCAGACCUGAGUAGUAGUGACGACGACGAGGAUGAGGGUGAUUCCGAGGGCGCACCGGAGGAGUCUACUCUGAAACCCUCCCAUAGUAUCGAUAACCACCAACGAGAGCCAGGUCCAGGGAUACAAGUUAUUCUGGACUCAACACUCGGGGAAAUAACUAAACCUAGCGAAGUAGAUAUAGACGAAGUAGACUAG
This is a messenger RNA of Lodderomyces beijingensis, 1068 nucleotides long. The record is from the annotation of a GenBank genome assembly. NCBI's taxonomy places the organism in Eukaryota, Fungi, Ascomycota, Pichiomycetes, Serinales, Debaryomycetaceae.